AUGGGUGAUAAUCAUGCUGGCGGUAUGACAGUGAGUACAGCACCAGUGGAGGAGACAAAGGCGAAAUCUGCGGCUGCUGGAAAGGUCCAGGGUGAUUCUUCGAAGCCGGAUAAUCCGUUCAAACCUGAGAAGAUAAUGCAGCUGGCCAUAUUGGGGAUUACUCUCCAUUUGGUAUGGAAUAAACUAUACUACUCUGAUGGAGAAUACCGAGUGCUGUUUCAUAACGGUCUGAUCGUGGCUGUUGCAGUGCUUGCUGGAGCCUUUUCUACGUACAGGCACGGGGAGGCCAAUUCUUCAUUAUUGCCGAAGUUCGAAAUAAUAUAUCUGGUCUACUUAACAUUUAUGAUGGUCAUAUUGUUUGAUAGAGCACAUGCCAGUGUUAAUUUUGGCUUGGUUCUGAAUUGUAUCAAUAUGCCAGAGGCAUUCAAACUUGGUGCGCAGGCAAUUUUUGUUCUACUGAACGAAUCACCAGCAGAAUUGGAUGAGAAACUUCGACACUUGCUUGCUAUUUGCCUGAACUAUGCCCUUUAUACAAUACUGGCUAACAUCAGUCAACUGAAGAGUUUGGAUGCAAUCGAUUGCAACUUAUUCAGCAUUCUAUUAACCAAUGUUCUGUUCAUACAUGAGCCCGUCGAAUCUAUCUAUUUCCAGGUAUUGAGGGGCACCAUGUGGGCUUUUUUAACCAUAGUGGGAGUUAAUUACACCAUUGAUUUGAUUCUAGCGCCCUUACUGAAUACCUACGUGAAAUCUGCGGUGCUCUUCAGUAUUUUUAUUAUUGGAUUUCCCGCUUUGGUUAGAAAGCUGUUGACAAUCGAUAAUCAUGAUUCACUUGAGUGGUUGAUCAGUUAUAUCACUACAUCUUAUACGCGUCAGCGCAUUUUGACCAUUUGGCUAGCAUCGUUGCUGACUUUGAUACCCAAUGUUUUGAUCUUCAAAUCCAGUUUCACUCUAAAUUCAUCAAGAAAGAUAUGGCAUUUCUUGGUACUUAUUUUAAUCGCCAAACCAUUCGAAAUUGAUCCAAACUUCGUGAAAAUAUCACUGGCAGGAUCCAUUGUGCUUUUCCUGAGUGUGGAGUAUUUGAGAUAUCUCAAGCUGGAACCCAUAGGUGGGUAUCUCGACUCUAAAUUGAGGCUUUUUGCAGAUUACCGUGAUGAUAAAGGACCCAUAAUAGUCUCAUACAUCUAUUUGAUUUUGGGGAUUGCCACACCCUUGUUGAUCAAUAACUCGCCCGUUGGACUGAUUAGCCUUGGGGUGGGCGAUUCUUUGGCGUCCAUUGUUGGCAGCAAAUGGGGAAGGAAGGUCUGGCCCGGAACAAACAAGACACUUGAAGGCACUGCUGCUUUUAUUGUUAGUACCGUAGCGACAGCCGCGAUUUUCAAACGCUAUCUGGGUUACUUCAAACAUAUAUCGCUGACCAAUUUAAGUGUCAUUUGCACCUUGUGCGGUUUGCUUGAAGGGAAUAGCUCUCUGAAUGACAACAUUUUAAUCCCUGCUUUCAUGCUGAUUACGGAAGAGCUUUUUACUGAUUGA
This is a messenger RNA of Torulaspora globosa, 1530 nucleotides long. It is a transcript of the gene SEC59, whose product is annotated as dolichol kinase. The record is from RefSeq and is a predicted model, not a curated record. The coding region runs from base 1 to 1530 and encodes 509 amino acids. NCBI's taxonomy places the organism in Eukaryota, Fungi, Ascomycota, Saccharomycetes, Saccharomycetales, Saccharomycetaceae. Gene Ontology annotation, cellular component: endoplasmic reticulum membrane. Gene Ontology annotation, biological process: dolichyl monophosphate biosynthetic process. The transcript has a single exon. Gene Ontology annotation, molecular function: dolichol kinase activity.